Strongylus vulgaris is the source of this 356-nucleotide messenger RNA. The record is from the annotation of a GenBank genome assembly. NCBI's taxonomy places the organism in Eukaryota, Metazoa, Nematoda, Chromadorea, Rhabditida, Strongylidae.
AUGCAUUGCUCGAUUACUGAUCUGGAGCUUGCCAAUGUUGCGUUGCAACUGGCCUUUGACUACUUCAUCUACUCAGUUUUCGGACUGAAAUCGUUUGCAUUCUUGUUUGGAGGUUUUGUCAUUGGCCUCGGUUUGCAUCCCCUAGCUGGACAUUUCGUGUCUGAACACUACGUCUUCAAACCUGGACAGGAGACUUACAGCUACUAUGGGCCUAUUAAUCUCGUAACAUUCAACGUUGGAUAUCAUGUAGAACAUCAUGAUUUUCCAUUUGUUUCUGGAGCAAACUUACCGAAGGUUGGUUAUGAUUGCUUUGAGCUGAUGUUUAUGUUUUAUUAUGUUGCUGUCAUCGCUUAGAU